Drechmeria coniospora is the source of this 984-nucleotide messenger RNA. RefSeq lists its product as uncharacterized. NCBI's taxonomy places the organism in Eukaryota, Fungi, Ascomycota, Sordariomycetes, Hypocreales, Ophiocordycipitaceae. The transcript is spliced from 5 exons. The coding region runs from base 1 to 984 and encodes 327 amino acids. The record is from RefSeq and is a predicted model, not a curated record.
AUGUGCAAGUGCCUUUUGCGGCCAGACGACGACGACGACGACAUCGAGAACAAGUCAAACGACCGAAUCCCUCCCCGUCCGACCGUUGCCGCCGUCCGUCAAGCCAAUCCGUCGUCCGUCGAGGCGAUCCCCCAUCCGUCGAGGCGAUCCCUCAUCCGUCGAGGCGAUCCCCCGUCCGUCGAGUCAAUCCACCUCGAUCCCCCGUCCGUCGAGCUGAUCCGCCGUCCGUCGAGCCGAUUCGCCGUCCGUCGAGCUGAUCCGCCAUCCGUCGAGCUGAUCCCCCAUCCGUCGAGCCGAUCCCCCCCGAUUCGCCGUCCGUCGAGCCGAUCCCUCAUCCGUCGAGCCGAUCCGCCGUCCGUCGAGCUGAUCCCCCAUCCGUCGAGCCGAUUCGCCGUCCGUCGAGCCGAUCCCUCAUCCGUCGAGCCGAGCCGAUCCCUCAUCCGUCGAGCCGAUCCGCCGUCCGUCGAGCUGAUCCCCCAUCCGUCGAGCCGAUCCGCCGUCCGUCGAGCCGAUUCGCCGUCCGUCGAGCCGAUCCCUCAUCCGUCAAGCCGAUCCGCCGUCCGUCGAGUCGAUCCCAUGACCGUCGAGCUGAUCCCCCAUCCGUCGAGCCGAUUCGCCGUCCGUCGAGCCGAUCCCUCAUCCGUCGAGCCGACCCCCCGUCCGUCGAGUCGAUCUCCCGUCCGUCGAGCUGAUCCGCCGUCCGUCGAGCCGAUUCGCCGUCCGUCGAGCCGAUCCCCCAUCCGUCGAGCCGAUCCCCCGUCCCGGGAUGCCGCGUGCGUGCCGAGUGCCGCGCCCACGAGCGUCGUGCCCGCCAGAUUGUCGCUCCAACGUGCUGCGGAGCUCGUGCGGUGCAGGCGGAGAGUCGGUCCCGGCCGUGGCCGAGGCAGGCCGUGGGCAUCAAGGAGAGGCAACUGCGACUACAGCGACUGCGACUACAUCGACUGCUUCGACCACCGUCACCGUUGUAUGCUGCCCGAGCCGUGA